Messenger RNA from Melopsittacus undulatus (budgerigar), 8283 nucleotides. Its product is annotated as ankyrin repeat and fibronectin type-III domain-containing protein 1-like. Bases 208 to 4314 code for a protein of 1368 amino acids. Gene Ontology annotation, molecular function: protein binding. The transcript has 23 exons. Lineage: Eukaryota; Metazoa; Chordata; Aves; Psittaciformes; Psittaculidae. The record is from RefSeq and is a predicted model, not a curated record. Gene Ontology annotation, cellular component: spindle. Gene Ontology annotation, biological process: regulation of establishment of bipolar cell polarity; signal transduction; establishment of mitotic spindle orientation.
AAAUGUGAGGGAUCGCCGUGGAGCGCCCUGUGAAUCUCUAACAAGUAAUUCCUGGCUGUGCUCUUCCUGCCUUGCUCCGUGCCUGGGUCACAUCGCUCCCUGCCUGGUCCCGUGGGCUGUCAGAGCCCGCGGAGUAGCGAGCACAGUCGGGAUGUAGCAUGCAGGAGCGUGCGGCGGGAGCGGCGCCCAGGGACACAGGCGGGGGCUAUGGCUUCCUUUGGGAAGCUGACGGAAUACUUCAGCCUGAGGAAGUCGAGGACGGAGCUGCGCUCAGGGCGGCGCGGCCGGCGGAGCGGGAGCUGCUGCUGUAGUGGCCUGGAGUGCAGGUCUCUGGACAGGAAGCUGCAGCGGCCGCUGCUGGGGAAGUCCCGUACACUGCCCAGCAUCCCGCAGUCCCCGGUCCUGAGCAGACUUCCCCUCCUUGACCCUGCCGUAUACAGGGAGGAGAUGCCAGAACAGAAGCCCUACAAGAAACACUCAACCCCUGACCCCCAGAAGGGCUGCACAGUCCCUUCUGCUGGGGAGGCCUGGCGGCUCGAGGAUGACUGUAUGGACCCCCACCAGGAUGCCCAGCUCAGCACAGCCGUGGAGGAUGCCCCAUUCAGCUACUUCCGUACCCGCUCCUUCUACAUGAGGAAGAGUCUGUCAGUGGACAACCACCUUGGCUCCCUCAGCUAUGCUGUCCACCCAGCUGAGACCAAGGCCGAGCGUGUCAAGACCAAACUACGGCGGCAGUUUAGCCUGGGAUCAGCAGACAAGAAGGACUUUUACCAGCCAAAGUCGGAAAGCAGCCUCUCUAGAUUUGCCCACCGCUUGUCGGUGAAGCAGAAGCAGGAGAAGAGAAGGAAAGCUGAGUAUGCCUCGGCUGAGCUGUCUGCCUUCCGGCCCAGGUCUCUGAGCAUUGAAUGGUCAUCCUCCCCUAAAAUGACGCAGCAGAUGCGGGACCUGCAGCUGGCUCAGGCCAGAAAGCCUCCGGGCCCUUCCUCACCCAACGCAGCCAAGAGGCUCUACCGAAACCUGUCAGGGAAAUUCCGUGUCAACUACACGUCCUUUGACGAGGGCAGCCUGGCGGGACGGGGUGAGAAGGAGAAGCUCCGCAAGUCCUACCUGUUCCAGAGCAAUGCUGCCCUUUUCGAAGCUGUGGAGCUACAGGACCAAGACAGGGUCCAGGAGCUGCUGAAGCAGUACAGCCCCGAAGAGCUGGACCUAAACACCCCCAACAGUGAGGGGUUACUGCCCCUGGACAUCGCCAUCAUGACCAACAAUGUUCCCAUUGCCAGGGCCCUGCUGCAGGCGGGAGCAAAGGAGAGCCCACACUUCGUGAGCCUGGAGAGCCGCUCACUGCACCUCUCCACGCUGGUGCGGGAAGCAGAGCAGCGCGUCAAUGAGCUGACGGCACAGGUGGUGAAUGAGGCACCCAACACUGACUGCUCCAACAAGGAGAAGCAGCUCAAGGCCUGGGAGUGGCGAUACCGGCUUUACAAGCGCAUGAAGGCAGGGUUUGAGCAUGCCCGAGUGCCAGAUGCCCCCUCCAACGUCCACCUCUCUGUGGCCAGCAGCUCAUCGGUGCAGGUGAACUUUGGGGAGCCCCUAAGCUUCAACUCAGCUGUUGUCACCAAGUACAAAGUGGAGUGGAGCUGCUUCCCCACCUUCUCACCACUGCUGGGGGAGGCCGUGAUCGACAAGUUGAAGAACCUGCACUUCACCAUACAGGGGCUGGUGUCGGGCACAGCUUACUACGUCCAGGUGUCUGCCUACAACAUGAAGGGCUGGGGUCCCCCGCAAGCCUCCGUGCCCCCUUUUGCCAUCCCUUCUAACUGGCGGGAGUACGAUGGCCGGGCCCCACGGCGAAGGGGACAGGCUGAAGCUCUGGAUCAUCUACUGGGGCAGGUGAAGACUGUCCACCAGCACUGCCUGUGCCAUGAGCCCUGCAAGAACCAGCCCCAGAGCAGGAAACACUCGGUCUCCAAGAGCCUCAAGCACCUCUUCCAUCCUGGCAGCAAGUUCCUCAAGACGCUGAAGCGGGGCCUCUACCUGACAACCAUCUUCUACAAGGAUGACAACAUCCUGGUGACCCAUGAAGACCAGAUCCCUGUGGUGGAGAUUGAUGACACCUACUCCUGCCUGCUCAUGCAGGAUUUUCUCUGGUUCACCAAGGUGGCAUGUAUGUGGGAUGAGAUCCUGUGGCUGCGGCAGUGUGUCACCGUCUCCCAGUCAUCCUGCUCCUGCAUCCUGCAGACACGCUUCAAGAUGCUGCUGGCCAUCUCUCAAAUGCAGGGGCUGCUGGGUAUCCAGGACCUGGGGCAGGUCUUCUUUGAGCCUGUCAAAGACAAACAGGGCAAUAUCCUCAUCGUCACUCUGAAGGAGGUGAAGACCAACCAGACCUUCGAGAGUGUCCGCUGGGUUCCCAUCUGCAAGCUGCAGAGCAGUCGCAAGUCUGUGUCCUCCCCGGAGGAGCCCACUGCUCUGGACAUGCUGCUGAUCUCCAUCCAGGACAAGCUGGCUUACCACCAGCGGAGCAGCCAUGCCCUCUCCCCGGGCCUCUACUUGGGCUACUUGAAGCUCUGCAGUGCCGUGGAUCAGAUCCGAGUGCUGGUGCCAGAGCAACUCCCUAACAUCCUGUGCCACGUCAAGAUUCGCUCUAAUCCCAACAUCUCCAGGGAGGAGUGGGAAUGGCUGCAGAAGAUGGUUGGCGUGGAGGAGCCUGUUCCUGCAGAACCAGAGGCUGAGACCUCCCAGAACCACUUGUUUCAGGAGCUCCAAGUGGCCAUCAAGGAGCUGAUGACCCUGGUGAACAUCCCGUUGCAAGAGGCCAAAGAUUUCCGUCUGUACAGCCAAGAAGUGCUGGACUUCGGGGGCCAGGUCUCCUUCCUGCUGCUGCUGCCUCCGUCAGAUGACGUCUGCACCGCCCCAGGCCAGAACAACCCCUACACCCCUCGCUCUGGCUUCCUCACGCUGCCACUGCAGAUCUUCGAGUUAGUCCACUUCUUCACAUACGACCAGGAGUUCAUCACCCAGUACUGUCAGGUAUCUGCGCUCUUGGAGCUGGAGUCGCUCCUCUCUCAGCAGAGCCUCAGAGAAGCCUUCUCCGAUGCCGAGCUCUCCACCGCAAAGCAGAGGCACCAGCAGGUUCAGGACUAUAUUCAGCAAAUGGAGGAGAUCUGGCGCGAGAUGCGCUGGAUUAUGGAUGCCCUGCAACAUGCCCGGUACAAGCAGCCCUCCUGUGGGGUGUCUCUUAGUGGCUUCCUCAGUGAGGCUGGAGGUGCAAUGAAGGAGAAAGCCCAGUCCACCUCAUCCCACCUCGAGUACCUCACCUCCCCGGCACCCUCACCAGAGACCAACCGUAAGCUCAACUCUGACUCACAUGGGCUGUCAGAUGAGGAGGGCUCCUCGGAGGUGUUCCUGGCUACUGACAGUGACUACGACUCCAGCAGGGCACAGAGCCCGAAGGAGCUUGAUCUGGUAUACUCCUCCUUGGGGCCCGAGUGCUGUGGCAGGAGGGAUGCCUGCACCCUGCAGGACAGCGCCCCGGACGUCCUGCAAAACCAUGAGCUCAAGACCCCCCUACCACUGCCACCACCACUGGAGGAGCCCCAGCCACCCCCUGAUCUCUAUGACAGUGACUUCGUGCUGCCCAGCCGACAGAUCGAGCUGCUGCGCAUCACGGAGAAGCGGCAGGCGUAUUGUGUCCGAACCAGUAGCCUGGACUUCCCUAAACCGCUCUGCCAGGCAGCCAGGAAGUCCUGCCCUGGCUCUGUUGACAGCUCCCCAACGGAGAGCAGGACCACGGGCCACUGCAGCCAGCGCAAGCUGGGUGCUGCGCUGACACCCAGGCCCGAGUGCGGCCGCAGCACACAGGGCUCCCAGCCCAUCUUCCGGACGCGCUCGGCCGAGUGGACUCAGAACUUCCAGGAGCAGCUGGAGCAGCCUGGGUGCUUGGGUGAUCAAGGGAAGAAGCUGGGCUCUGUCACCUUGCGUGUCUGCCCUCAGUACGAGACUGGACUCUCCAAAGAGACCAGUGUCAAGCUACACAUCACCAGCCAGACGUCUGCUGGGGAGGUGGUGAAGCUGGUGGUGCUCGAGAUGAAUGAGAUGUCCCGCGGUGUUCUGGGUGACUCGGCCGCCUUCUGCUAUGGCGAGGAGCAGCUGGAGCACUUUGGACUGGUGUUUGCUUCCGAUGACAGUGAGAGGUGGCUUCCUGAUGACUUCUUGCCUCUGUUCCUCCAAACGACCCGGCCUGAGGGGCAGUUCUAUGUCCGGAUCAAGGAGACAUCCCCUCUGGUGCUCCAGUACGGGCCAGCGACCACUGUAUGAGAGCAGGACAGUUGGCCAGGCAGUUUGGGGACCUCAGCUUCCAGAGAGCAGACAGCUUGUCUCUGAUUCUUCCUUCUUCCACAGACACCCUCUCAUCAGGCGUCGAGGGGUGGAUGGGAUCAUACUGGGCUGUGUGUUAUUUGUUUGUGUUAUUUUAUUAUUUUUUUUUUAACCAAAGAGACAUCAAGACUCAGUUUUUCUGACUGCAGAAGAGGAGGGUGGAGCGCGAAGACCUCAGAGCCCGGGAGGAAUCUCUGCAGGAAUGGAAUUUCUGAAAGUAAACAUUUUUAAGGGGAAAGGAAGGGGAGAGAGAGAGGAAAAAAGUAUGACAAGAAAAAGCAGCAAUACCUUUUUUUCUUUCUUCUUUUUCUGAAAAGGCUUGUUGGGGAUUCACUGAAGGCAAAGCCACAGAGGGUUGCUGGGGAGGGUUGUGGUGCCAGCGAGGAGUGGGCAGGAGUCCCAAGGACAGGACUGAGAAGGGUGUUUUCCCAUCUGCCCUCCUUUCACUGUACCUGAAGAAACAAUCCUUGCACAUAGUUCUUAGGAUAAUUUUUUUUUUCUGUGAAGAUAAGUUUAUAAUCAUUGUGCUGGAGAUACUGGAGUUGUGUAGGAGGUGAAGACCCUUUGACUUGUUCUAAAGGCAGCUGGCCCCAUGCACACACAGGUGUGCACACAGGCAUGUCGAUACCACGUUUGCUAUAGGGCAUCAUCUCCUGCAGCACCCUGCACACCACCCUGGGGUUUCCUUGCCUCCUCAGUUGCUAUUUUGUUCUGGUAAUUGUGCUUGGCCUCUCUUGUAUGUCCUAUAGCAUGACGUUUUGUUAGCUGCUAGGUCUCUUGUUAACCAGGUUAUUUUUCUGAUCUUAUGUGGUCCAUAGUAAAGAAAGAUGACUGCUGCUGACUGCGUAGCACUGUUCCUUCUUGUGGCUUGAUGGGUAGCUUUCCUUCAUCCCCCAGACUGGUCCUGUCAAGAGCCGGGCUUACCUUUUCCAUGAGCAUUUUGUGGAUGCUCUCAGUAGAGGCUUACAUUAACACCCCAAUCCCAUGUGUGACAGCAAAUUGCAAGUUAAAUUUUUUUUUUUCUGAGCUGUGUUGCUCUGUAAGGCAGUAAAAUAAGUUGGGUAUGCAAAGGCAGACACCUCCAUGUGGUGUUGGACACACAAUGGUCGGAGGCCCUGAGCAUCUGCAGUGAAGUGCAUGAAGACCCCAAGGGAAGAACACCAGUAGAGAGUAGAAGGCAGCGAGAGCUCACAACUCUAUUGCCACUGGCACAAACACUUCCAAGCAAGGUGCAGGGCUUGUGGCCCUUGGUGAGGUGAGACCUGUGUUGUUGAUGCCCCUUUAGCAGCCACCUCACUCUCCUUCUCUUUAUGUGAAGGGGUUUGGAGUGGGCAGCAGACCCCGUUGCAGAGUGCCCGGGUGAAGGUCCAUCAUUUCUCACCUUGCUGCAGUGCAGGCAGGGAUAUAUCCCAGCACAAGCCCUUCUCUACCCCAUGUCAGAGGCACUUAUAGGGGAGGAUUGUGUGCCAGCCCCUCAGCUGGUGCAAGUCAGCUGCACUGCAUCAAACUCAGUCAUAAGUGACACCACCAUGUGAUGCAGAGGUGAGAGGCAAAGGAACAUUUAAAAAGGCACUUCUCCCAUCUCCUUUGCCCUUCACUUGUCUCCUGCCUCAAGUUCAAACCAAUCCCACUUUUCCAGGUCAAGGAAAAAGUAGGUUAUGAGUGCGGAGGUUCCCCUUGUUUGGCAUCAGUGGGCAUCAACGUUCUGAAGAGGCAGGAGCCCUUCCCUAUCAAAAGCCUGUUCAUAUGCAUCACCUACUGAUGAUCAGAGCCUGGGGCAGAGGAGAGGGAAGGCACAACUGGUGGAAAACUAUUAUGUGGUUUUCUGGAAGUCACAGGGUGAAUUCAGUAUUAGAGCAGGGUUAUGAACUGAAAACUACAUCUGUGUUCCUGAUGCUCUGGAGCAUGGAUCCAUGCAGCUCUUGCUGCGCUUUUAUUUUACCUCAGAGGGGAAAAAGACCUCCUCUUAUGCAAUUGUUCUAUUCUCCUAGAAGCCAUUGAGACAGAUGAACCUGUGACCCCAAGCUGGGUGCUGACUCUUUGGCUGGGGUGGACAUGGGCAAACUUUGCAGCUAGACCUGGUUCCCCACAUUUCUCUAUGCAGAGCCCUCAACCAGGGAGGAUCUUUCUGGCUGGACAGUGCUUUUCUGCAGGAGUUUCUCUGGCUGCAUAGUAGGAUGUAUCACUUGGCUGCCAGGAACAAAAGCAGUACAUGGUUCCAUGGGACCUCGUCCCCUCUCCUGGAAGAGGAAGAGGGAAAGAGCAGAGGUCUGGGGAGAAGCAGGGUUGGAGGAAGUCAGAAUGGGAAGGGUAGAAGUUGCAUAGCAGUUGUGUAGGAAACCCCUCUACGAGUAGCACUGGGACCUGUGAUGUCCUGAUAGAAGCCUCACCCCUUCACCAAGCACAUCUUCAGCAUUGUGAGGUAGACUUCAUGGACACAUCUGUCCUACGCUGGUAAAUGGUGCAUGAUGAGGUGGCACUACCAUGAAGAGCAGAGCAAAGAGGGAGUUGGGAAGAAGAGGGAUUUCUGGGGCAGUCUCUGGUGCGCAAUGUUUCUUGAAGAAUGGCACUUGCAAGGUGGUUUCAUCUUUUCAGAGAAUCAUAGAAUCGUGUAAUGGUUUGAGUUGGAAGGGACCCUAAAGCAGCUUUUUUGUAGCCCCCCUGAGGUACUGGAAGAUUGCUUUCACAUUCUCCUUCUCUCCUUGGAUGCCUUCAUGGGCACAUUCCACUGUUUUCUUUCCAACAGGUCUUGAAGUCUUCACUCUCCUGCCCUUCCCCAUAGCCAAGGAGCAAGAUCAGAAACUAUGUAGGCUCUGUAUGUGGCAGUCUCUAAGGCUAUCACUUCAGUGCUAAGGGCUGUGGGGAGCCUAUGUGGCUCCUUGAACCAGCCUGGAGUCAUAAGCUGUUUACAUGAAGGUUGGUUUUUAAUAUUUGAAGACUAUGUCAUGCAUGCUCUGGUGUUACAGCUGACUGGGGUUUAGUGGCUCAAGGCCCUAAGGGGCACUGAGGCUCUGAGUUAGGUGGAUCACGCUCUGAUCUCACCACCCUGUGCCUCAGCUGCUCUCUGUUCCCUUCUUUCUCCAACCCAAAGCCAUGCAUCUGACAGCAAGUGGCCCAAGCAAGGCUGGCACAGGGCUGACAACCACCCACCAGCUUCAUGAUGGCUCUCUGAGCAAUGGCACAGCAUGACAAGGUGUGUUGUCAGGCGAGGAGAAGCCAGGGCUGUCCUCAGCAGCGCAAAGACUGACAGCAUUUGCCCUGGACUCCUCACACUGGUGGCAGAGGUUUGAUAAAGGGGCUUUCUCAGUGAGGACCUAGCCUGGCACUCACUGGCAUGUGCACCAUGGCACAGGUGUUGGAGGAAGAUCCCCAGAGCCUCAGCCCUGCUCCCUUCUGGCAUGGCAAAGCAAUGGAGCUGGAACUGAAAGAGGCAUCAUUUUUCUUGGAGCACUCCCUUUUCUGCAGUACACCCAGGGCCAGGUGAGCACCUCCAGCAUGCAACCACCCCCUCCGAAUGGCCCCAGACACCCUGCACAACAGCUGUACCACAUACCCACCUAACCCAGACAACCCCGCAUCCUGGUAGAUGGGGCAUCCUUGAAAACCUCAUCUGGGUAUCAACUUGUUCAGUCUAUCAACCAGAUCUCCUCCCUCCAUUUGGAGGUAGACCCAGUCCAGAGGUUCAGCAGGAGAAAACUGGCACACUUCCAUGAAGGUGAAUGGAUGCAUUAAUGUUCCUCAUCAGAAGAGACAUGCCUGCAUGGCGUUUUGCUCACAUUGUAUGAUUUCAUCAUAAACCUGAACUGGGACACUGAAUUUCCUCCCCAAAAUCAGGAGCUUGUUGGCAUCACUUCUAAAGCAUCUGCAGUUCUCUUCUCACAUCCAAAGGGAGUUGCUCAGUUUAUCAGA